This is a messenger RNA of Podarcis lilfordi (Lilford's wall lizard), 1432 nucleotides long. The record is from the annotation of a GenBank genome assembly. NCBI's taxonomy places the organism in Eukaryota, Metazoa, Chordata, Lepidosauria, Squamata, Lacertidae.
AUGGAGCGGCUCCUGCUCUGCGUCCUGGUGGUGCUCAGCACCAGUCUGGCCCGUGCCCAGGUGUGCCCCAAGCGCUGCAUGUGCCAGAACCUCUCUCCCUCCCUGGCCAUCCUCUGCACCCGGACCGGCCUCCUCUUUGUGCCCACCGUCAUUGACCGGCGGACGGUGGAGCUGCGCCUGACGGACAACUUCAUCACCGUCGUCCGCCGCAAGGACUUCUCCAACAUGACCAGCUUGGUCCACCUCACCCUCUCCCGCAACACCAUCAGCCAGAUCCUGCCCUACGCCUUCGCUGACCUCCGCAGCCUCCGCGCGCUACACCUGGACAACAACCGCCUGCUGUUGAUCGGCGCCGAGCAGCUGAAGGGGCUGCCCAACCUGCGCCACCUCAUCCUCAGCAACAACCAACUCCAGGACAUCUCUCCCGGGGCCUUUGACGACUUUGCUGGCACCCUGGAAGACCUCGACCUCUCCUACAACAACCUGGUGCAGGUCCCUUGGGACACCAUCCGCCGGCUCAACAACGUCAACUCCCUCAACUUGGACCACAACUUGAUCGACUACGUCCCUGAAGGGGUUUUCACCAACCUCCUCAAGCUGGCCCGAUUGGACAUGACGUCCAACAAGCUCAAGAAGAUCCCCCCGGACCCUCUUUUCCUCCGCAUCCCCGUCUAUGCCAAAUCCAAGGGGUCUCCUCUGUCCUCGCUGGUCCUCAGCUUCGGCGGCAACCCCUUGCACUGCAACUGCGAGCUGCUGUGGCUGCGGAGGCUCACCCGCGAGGACGACCUGGAGACCUGCGCCUCUCCGCCGGACCUGCUGGGGAAAUACUUCUGGACCAUCCCGGAGGAGGAGUUCAUCUGCGAGCCGCCGGUCAUCACCCGCUACACCGGCCGGCUGGUGGUGACGGAAGGCGAGGAGGCGGUUCUGCGGUGCCGCGGUGUGGGCGACCCUGAGCCUUCCAUCCACUGGGUCUCGCCGGAAGGCAAAGUGGUGGCCAACACCUCCCGGACGACCUCCUACGAGAACGGCACGCUCGAGGUGCUCAUCGCCACCGUCCAGGACACCGGGGCCUUCACCUGCAUCGCCUCCAACGCCGCCGGCGAGGCCACUACGUCCAUCGAGCUGGUGGUCAACCCUUUGCCACACCUCGCCAACGGCACAGCCUCCAAGCACCCCGAGGCGGCAGGGCCCUCGGAUAUCUUGACUCCGGCUAAGGGCGCCCUCCCCGCCGGUGCCAACGAAACGGGGGCCUCUCAGGACAAGGGGGUGGCGGCCUCGGAGGUGUCUGCCUCCUCGGUGCUGAUCCGCUGGUACCCGCAGUGGCACGUGCCCGGGAUUCGGAUGUACCAGAUCCAAUACAACAGCUCCUCGGACGAUACCUUAGUGUACAGGUGAGCAUCGCGGGGUCUCCAAAAGCGGCCGUUCUUGUUGA